GAUUGUUUUGAGAGUUUGGUGCUUAACAAGUUCUAAACCAUCCGCUUCCUGGAACAGGACAAGUGUAAAGUAUAUAUCAAUAACCACUUCAAACGGAAGCCGCUAGUUGGCAUGCAUUUCCUCUUCACCGAAGACAGACAACAAAGGAUGGCGGAAUGCCUACAAUCAAGCCGGACUACCUAGAAGCAAUGCAGAUUGACAUCAGACUACUUCUAAAUAUUUUGCCAAACAGAGAAGGCACAUUGUACACACCAAAUAUUACAGGGAUAAAAUGUGCAAGGCCAGCCAUGGAAUGUUUUAUGCGUGAAAUUGACAUUCUAGAGGAAGAAAAUGAAAACAGAAACAUUACGAAUACAAUACAAAAUAUCAAGAGAAAUCUUCAAGCUGGUUGGAAACAAGUUGCAAAAAGAGAUGCAAAAGAAGACGAAAUAUGUCCGUUGUGUGAAUCAUAUGAAGAACAAAACUACACUGAUUUUUUAAAUCGCUUGAUUGCAUUGGUACAAUUUGUUUUGCGCACUGGAUUUGAAAAACACUAGAUACUGAUUUCUAGCAUCACUUGUCUAAUUAUUAUAUUGCUUAUCCAACAUAGAGGGUCGGCAGAACGUUGGAUAAGCAAAAAUGAGGGAUUAAGGAAAAGCCUAUUAAACGUCAAAUUAUGUUUUGAUUUUACAAAUUAGACACAAAAACAUGUUUUACAACAAAUUGACAGAAAAAGCAGUUCAAUACACGGCAACGUUCAUGUAGUAAUUAGUACUGUAUUUACGAAUUUAGCACCAAAACAUUGCAAUGUACUGAAACAGCUGUGGAUCUGGACGGGAGGCAGACUGUUGGAUAAUGCAGAAUGUUGGAUGAGUGAAGGUUGGAUAAGUGAGACUCUACUGUAUUUAAAUAUAAAUCCCCUUUUAAACAAAUUUAAAAUGGUUUUAUAGACUCACAUUUAUGUUUUCAGUUAGCUGAGGAGGCUACGGGUGGAAUUUGGGUGGGACUGUGUUUUAAAAUGCAUUUUAUUUGUAUUUAUUAUGUUUUAAUUGUAUUUUUAACCAACACACAAUCUAUUUAAUUUUUUAAAAUUUUAUAUUCACUUUGUUUUAAAUUGAUCAAAAUGUGUGAUUGUUAGCUGCCUUGAGUCUCCUCAGGGAGAAAGGCAGGAUAUAAAGUAAAUAAAACAAAUAC
Molecule: messenger RNA, 1173 nt
Organism: Anolis sagrei ordinatus
Lineage: Eukaryota; Metazoa; Chordata; Lepidosauria; Squamata; Anolidae
Product: interleukin-15-like
Biological process (GO): immune response; positive regulation of tyrosine phosphorylation of STAT protein; positive regulation of cytokine production
Cellular component (GO): extracellular region
Molecular function (GO): cytokine activity; cytokine receptor binding
Source: RefSeq, a predicted model, not a curated record